This is a messenger RNA of Drosophila subobscura, 1949 nucleotides long. RefSeq names its product coiled-coil domain-containing protein 149. The record is from RefSeq and is a predicted model, not a curated record. The transcript is spliced from 4 exons. Bases 216 to 1856 code for a protein of 546 amino acids. NCBI's taxonomy places the organism in Eukaryota, Metazoa, Arthropoda, Insecta, Diptera, Drosophilidae.
UUGUUUGCUGCAUUUGUUAUCGAUAACAAACAUCUGGCGUAGCAUACAUUUUGGCGCUGCAAGCGCUUGCGCAGGAAAUAAUUGAUUCAUUUUCAUUCUUUGUGUUGGGCCCCCAGAAUGGAACCCUCUGAAGCAGCACAAAUAUUGUGAUACCUGUAGUUCCAGACAGCCUCGUCUUCGAUUGUCAAUGUCAACAGUCGCUUGGCAAAUAACAUAUGGAGACAUUCAGCAUGGACUUGGACUUGGAUUUGGAUGCGGCUGGCGCAAGUGGAGGAGCAGUCAGUGUCAGCCAAUAUGAGUUGUCCUACGGCGACCAUAUGGACACGUACAACGUUGAGACCUCUGCUGUUCAUCGCAAGUUGCAGAGCAAAGUGGAGGCCUUGAGAAUACUGCGGCAGGAGUUGGAGCAGUUUCGCGUGGAAAGGGAUCAAUAUAAGCUCAUGGCAGAGACCCUGCAGCUGCGCUACUCUGCCCUGAAGCGAAACAGCGAACUCGGGAGUGUGGCAGGCAAUGGCUGCGGCCCACUCAGCCAGAACUCCAGUCUUGCUGCGCUGCUGCACGAGACUCGCGAGCAGAAUCUCAAGCUAAACACCGAAGUGGAGGGGCUGAGGCAGCGUCUGAACGAGCUGCAGGGCGACAUGGAGCUGCUGCGUGAGACGGAGGCCAGCAAUAAGUCGCGGGUGCAGGCCAUGGCCAGCGAGAAUGCGGCACGCAACAAGGAGGAGCUGCAAUGGCGUCGCGAGCGUGCGAAUUUCAUUUGCCAUCUGGAGAAUCUGAAGAAGCGAAAUGCACAGCUGGCGUUUGAUUUCAAGGCGAUCAUCGACGAGAAGGAGGAACUCAUCACAGAGCGCGAUGCGUACAAGUGCAAGGCGCAUCGCCUGAACCACGAACUGUUUGUGGCAUUGAGGGCCAAGAAGACGCAUCCCAAGCUGCUGGACAUCGAUGGCGUACUGCUGGAGAACAAGUACCUGCACGAGCGUGUCAAGAUCCAGGAGGGUGAACUGGAGCUAACCAAACAGAGCAUUUCCAAGUACAAGACCAUGCUGGAUGCAAAGCGCAAGAAAGGAAUUGUCAAACUUGGCGGUGGCAACAGCAGCACAAACGAUGAAACCAUUUUGAGCCCCAGGCAAGUCAAGACAAUUCUGGAGAGCGGCAUUGACCUGCCGCAGAAAACGGAGACCAUACAUGACCUGAAAUCGUUGUGCUUGGCGCUGCUCGAUAACCUGAAUGACAAGAACCUGGCGCUGACGCAUCAGAAGAAGACCAAUAAAAUACUCGCUGGCAAAAUGACAGACUUGGAGCAACGCUGGCAGCAGCUGCUGGCCGGGGAUGGUGCCGAUGCCUCGCCGGAUCAGGAGGAUGAUGAGGAGUAUGGUUAUGCGCCCUCGCAGCUGCUGCUCAAUGGCUAUUGCGCUGCUAUGGUGGAUGACAUAGACAUCAGCAGCAUUCCGUCCACGGGUGCAGAUAAUGCUGGCGGCACUCUGACUCCCGAGGAGCCGCAGGAGGAGCACAACAAGCACAAACCGGGCAGAAUCGAGGCGCUGCACUCUGACGAUGGCAUGUCAUCACUGUCCACUGAGUCGGUGGACUCAUCCGUCUACGAGGUGGAUGUGCAGCGGGAGGACUUCCAUAAAUCAUCGUCGGCCACCACAGAUUCGGGCAAUUGUGGCUUCGGCACCCGCAGCAAUGGCACGCCGCGCAUCUCCAGCGCUGUGGCACGGGAGCGAAUGGAGGAUCUAAAGGAUCUGCCACCGCACUUGGCCACACUGGUGCAGAAGGCACUGCACGAGCUGGACAUGCGGGACUACGAGGCAAUGGUCACGAUACAAGCGGAGCAUGUGGCCACCAUCCAUUAAUAGCAAAGAACUAGUCCUAUACUUCUAUUUAUUUUGAAGCCGAAGAGAGGACUCUAAUAGAACCAUAUCGUAAAUGUUGACAAGAUGCCGUUC